AUGGAUCAAACACAGCAAGGGGAGCUGAACUGGCGCCUCAGCGCGCACCCGAUCACGCUACUUGUCUUCUUGGGAAUCCGCAUUGGUGCUUUGCUGAUGUACCUCUUUGGUGUGCUGUUCAUUGACAACUUCAUUCUGGUCUUCAUCCUGACCCUCCUCCUCCUCUCUGCCGACUUUUACUACCUCAAGAACAUUGCUGGGCGUCGACUUGUUGGCCUUCGGUGGUGGAACGAAGUAAACAUAAACUCGGGCGACUCGCACUGGGUCUUUGAAUCCUCUGACCCCAAUGUCCGGACGAUCACUGCCACCGACAAGCGAUUCUUCUGGCUGAGUUUGUAUCUCACACCGGCUUUGUGGGUGGGAUUGGCUAUUCUGGCUAUUGUGCGCUUGGUUGGUGUUAUCUGGCUAAGUCUUGUUGGAAUUGCCCUUAUUCUGACCAUUACAAACACGGUGGCUUUCUCCCGGUGCGACAAGUUCAGCCAGGCAUCCACAUUUGCCAACCGGGCUCUUGGUGGUGGGAUUGUGAAUAAUCUUGCAGGUGGCCUGCUGGGCAGGUUCUUCCGGUAG
Messenger RNA from Penicillium daleae, 567 nucleotides. Its product is annotated as DUF846 domain-containing protein. Gene Ontology annotation, cellular component: Golgi membrane. The record is from RefSeq and is a predicted model, not a curated record. The transcript is spliced from 4 exons. The coding region runs from base 1 to 567 and encodes 188 amino acids. Gene Ontology annotation, biological process: vesicle-mediated transport; protein secretion. NCBI's taxonomy places the organism in Eukaryota, Fungi, Ascomycota, Eurotiomycetes, Eurotiales, Aspergillaceae.